Poecile atricapillus (Black-capped chickadee) is the source of this 779-nucleotide messenger RNA. It is a transcript of the gene ATP5MK, whose product is annotated as ATP synthase membrane subunit k. The transcript has 4 exons. NCBI's taxonomy places the organism in Eukaryota, Metazoa, Chordata, Aves, Passeriformes, Paridae. Bases 138 to 314 code for a protein of 58 amino acids. The record is from RefSeq and is a predicted model, not a curated record.
GCCAGGCCGCGCCCCGGGGGCCGCAGCCAAUCGGCGCGGGCAGGGGCUGCGCGCGGCGCCCGCGGCCGCCAUCUUGUGGGAGGGCAGAGGCGAAGGGCAGAGCGCGGCGGAGACGGGGCGGCCGAGGACAAGCAGCCAUGGCUGGCCAUGACUCGGGAUCUCAACACCAGUUCACUGGAUUUCAGAAGUACUUCAAUUCCUAUACCAUCAUAGGCAGGAGAAAUUAUGUGAUAGCAACGUACGCAGGUGUUGCACUCCUUGUCUUGUAUUUCAAGUUUAGGCCUAAGAAGCAAACUGCUGUGACAGCUAAGUAAAAGAGUAAAGGAGCACCAUAUGAUGGAAAUGUGUGUUGCACAUGAUUAUUCAAGGCCCAUGCAGAAGUGACUGGACUUGUAUAGCAACAACCAAGUGUUACAAAAUUUUGGAUUCACUUUCAAAUAAAGAAUUUUCACCAAAAUGGCAUUUUGGCAAAACCUAUCGGCUGUCCUCAUAGCCUGAAGAAAGGCAUAUAAACCAAUAAGCUUUAGCAUUGUUGUUGUGUGUUAAGGGGACAUCAGUCAGUUCUUCCUGGCUGUGCUGAAAUCUGGCUGCUUGUAGCUAAAAUAGUUUGGGCUUGGGGCAGGGGGAUGGAUGCUCAGUUAAUAUGAAUUAACAAGAAUUACUAUGUUUGACCUUUCUUCUCUUGGCAGGUUCCUGGCAUGUCUGAACCUCCAGUCUGUGUCAAUGUAAUUAAUGCAAGCUGAUGACCUGUUGUGGCUAAUAAAAUAUAAAUAAUUACA